UAACAUUAAUAAAAUAAUAAGAGCAAUAUUUUCCUCUUUUCUUAAACACUGUGAUUUUCCAGGUCUUCUGUCUUCUGAGAGACUGGACUGUAUUUGUUCUCUGUAUCUGCAUAUCUGUGUGAAAUAGGCAUACAUUGGUCUUUUUGAAGAAUAGUGACAAAUUUGGGAUGUCUGAAUUACCUGCAUUUUUCACUUUAAUUCUUCUUACUAUUUUGGAUUAUUCUUACCAUUCUAUUUACUACAUGCUUCGGUUCAUGAAACCAACCAUAACUAAUAUGUUCCAAGUUACAGUAGUAGAAGAGGAGAAAGUAUCCAUUAUAGUAGCUAGGAGCAAUAUACUUGAAAUAUCAAAAGCUCCACCAAGAAAAGCUGGAUGCCAUCACUGAUAAUUCUUGGGUCUUCAGCUUAUUAGCUGCAAAAUUAUUAAUAUCUUUUGUCCUGUCCACUUUGUUUGUAAAUACUGUGAAUUCUGUGUAGAGCUUAAGAUAUAAUGUCAGUGCAUGUGUAUGCUUACGUAUGUGGGGGCAUGAGGUGUGUAUGUGUGUGUAUUUGAAGGAAGAAAAGCCAAAAUGUGUUAUCUCCAUCCUUAAAAAGGCUAACAUAUAUGUUAUACCUCAUACAUUUUUAAUGUUUCCAUUCCAAUUGUCUUUUUAUGUUUUAUGAUUUACUUAAAGUAGGUAUAUGUGUCUGAGCAACUGUUAAUUUAGAACUAAUAUCUUUUAUGUACAUGAAGUGAUCAAGACAAGUGUUCUAGAAAAGAAAGUACCUGUUGCAGUUUCACGAAAACCAAAGGACAUUGCGGGACCCCCCAAAGUAAAACACUUUGUGGCACCUCAAGAACCAGAACCUGUGAUAUUGGCCCAAAAAACAGUGCAUGCUGUGUCACCUGAGGUUACAAAGCCUAUUGUGGCACCCCAAGAAACAGAGGGUGUUGUGGCAUCUGAGGAACCUGAGACUGACUUGGCACACCGUAAAGCAGAAACUGUUGCAGCACCUGACGAAACAGAGCCUGUUGAGGCAGCCCAAAAAACACUACAUAUUGUGGUGCCUGAGAAAACAGACCUUACUGUGGUACCUGAGGAACCUAAGUUCAAUGUGGCACCCCAAAAACUAAAGCAUGGUGCGAUGUCCCCAAAACAAAGGCUUGUUGUGGCAGCCAAAAAAACAGAGCAUGUUGAUUUCCCUGAGAAACGAGACCUUGCUGUGGUACCUGAGAAACCCAUGCCUGAUAUGGCACCCCAAAAAAUAAAGCAUGGUGUGAUGCACUCAAAACAAAAGCCUAUUGUGGAACCCCCCAAAUUGGAGCCAUUCAUGGCCCCUGAGGAACCUGAGAUCACUGUCCUACCUGAUGACUCAGAGGCAGCUUCAGCACCCUCAAAAACAGAGCAUAUUUUGGUGCCUCCCAAAGCAAAACUUCGUGUGGCACCUCAAAAAGCAGAGCUUGUUGUGGCACCUGAAGAAACAGAGUUUGUUGGAGAUUUCCAAAAAUCAAAGCCUAUCGCAGUGUCACAAAAAUCAAAGCCUGUUGAGGUGCAAGACAAGCCAGAACCUGUUAUGGUGCCUAAGGAAUCAGAACAAAUUUUGGCACCCCAAAAACCAGAGAAUUUUACAGCACUUCAAAAACCGAAGCCUGAAGUGGCACCUGGGAAGCCAGAGCCUGUUUUGUCACCUGAGGAACCACCACUGGCCAAGACGGCUGAAAAGCCAGAGAUUACUGCCAUACAUAAAAAACAAGCAGCUCCACAAGCUAAAGAACCUGUAAUGCUUGAGAAGGCUGUCCCAGAAGAGAAAAUUCCUGUAGCUGUUCCUGAAAAAUCAGAACCUCCAUCAGCCAGAGUGCCUGAGAGGGCUGUCCCAGAGGAGAAACUGUCCGAUGGUGUACCUAAAAAAACAGGAGCUCCACUUGCUAAAGGUACAUGUCAUCAUGAGCACCAUCAUAGGGAUGGUGGUUUUGUUGUUACUGUUUAUGUAUUUGUCUUUCUUUCUUUUUCUUUUUUUUUUUUUCAAUGAAUCCCAUUUUUUACAGUCAUACUCUAGCAUCUAAAAUGUGAGAGAGAUGUACUGGAUAUGAAUUAAUAUGCAAGGUUGUCAAAUUAGGACUUUACUUUCUCAGAAUACUCAGAUGAAAGAUGUUAAAGUUGAACUACUCUAAACCUGUGUGCACAACAGAUUGAUGCACUGCAUCACCAUUUCAAUACUUUUAGAAAGUCCCAAAUACUAUCUAGAGAAGUAAACAUUUUCUCUAGCACCAGAUUCUGUCCAUCUAAAACACGAGGACAUAACGCAAGUGAAGUGCAUUUGUCAAUGAUGAUGCUGAGUGUAUUUAAAUACUAUAAAAAUUUUAAAUGAAUAUUCUGUGAAACAGCUGUAAGCAGCAUAUAGUUUAAUACUGAAACAAGAAAUGAAAAGACGACAAUGAAAGCAAACCCAAGCCCAUAGCCCACAAUCAUGAAUGCUAUGCAA
Molecule: messenger RNA, 2463 nt
Organism: Oxyura jamaicensis (ruddy duck)
Lineage: Eukaryota; Metazoa; Chordata; Aves; Anseriformes; Anatidae
Product: titin-like
Exons: 3
Coding region: 1126-2010 (294 amino acids)
Source: RefSeq, a predicted model, not a curated record